This is a messenger RNA of Cinara cedri, 981 nucleotides long. Lineage: Eukaryota; Metazoa; Arthropoda; Insecta; Hemiptera; Aphididae. The record is from the annotation of a GenBank genome assembly.
AACAGAUAAUUGAGCACAGGCUUCUCAUUGAUGGCGAUGGAACUGGCGAUGAUAGACGUUUAAAUAUUUUGUUAAAAAAGUUUUUAAAAUGGAGCAAUACUGAGUAUACUAAUCUUAAUGAAAGGUAAAAUUGCAUACCUAUUACUUAUUACCUAUAACUAUAUUAUAAUAUUGUUAUACUUGAAAUAAUUUUUAAAUAUGCAUGUAAACAUACACAAAAAACUGACAAAAGAUAAUCUCAUAAUGUAUAAUAAGAUUAUUAUUAGAUCAUUAAAAGAUUAUUACCUACAUUAUAUGUAGAAAACAUGCACUUUUUUUUUAAAAAUAUGAAAAUCAAAAACAAAAAUGUACCAAGUUAUUUAUUAUAUGUUCUAUAGAUAAUAAUUUUUUUAUGGCAUAAAAUAUUAAAUUUUCCUUUUAAUUUGUUAUAUAGUCAAAAAGUUAUAGAGAUAAUGUUAGUUCAUGCUAAUUUAUGUGAGCUGGCAAUCAAGAAAUCGCAAGCUGUUUCUAGAAGGAUUGAUGAGGAAAUGUCAACAAGUGAUGGUGUGUCUGUGGAAAUUGAUCAUAAUAUACAAAAGAUAAAAAAUGAUAUUAUUCUUGCUAAAGAAGAACUAGAAAAAGCCAAAACUUUUAAACGCAACCAAAUGGAGUAUGAUGUGUUGAUAAAAAAUAUUCGUCAAUAUCCAUCAAGAGAUGAAACUGCCAAACGUUUAGAAGAUUUAAAAGACGAAACCCAAGCACUUAAAGUAAAUAUAUUAAAUAAUUAUAUAAUCAUAACAUUAUUAUUUAUCUAUAAUGUAUUUUUAGAAGGCAAGAGAUGGCAUAGCUAAAAAAGUAAACAAAAAAGUAAACAAAUUGCAAGUAAUUUUGGCUGCAAUUGAGAAUCUAGAUGAGAGUUCAAAUGAAGAUUCAGAACCAGAAACUAAGUCAAGUGAGGGAGUUGAUGAUAAAGAUUCUGCCAUGUCAACAGAAACAGAAUAA